Microcebus murinus (gray mouse lemur) is the source of this 2549-nucleotide messenger RNA. It is a transcript of the gene GXYLT2, whose product is annotated as glucoside xylosyltransferase 2. NCBI's taxonomy places the organism in Eukaryota, Metazoa, Chordata, Mammalia, Primates, Cheirogaleidae. The record is from RefSeq and is a predicted model, not a curated record. Gene Ontology annotation, molecular function: UDP-xylosyltransferase activity. Gene Ontology annotation, biological process: protein O-linked glycosylation via N-acetylgalactosamine.
GAUAGCAGAAUCCUAGUUGCAUUUUAGAAGAAUAGCGCUCUGGCACCAACAAGGAGAAAACAUGGGCUGGGGGUUAAAGAUAAGAUUGGAGGCAGGUGGACCACCCAGGGGGCUGUCCCAGGGAGGGAGGUGAGGGGAGAUGGUGGCCACACCAGAUAAUGGCAGGGGGAUAGAGAGAAGUGGACAACUUCCAGGAUACCUCGGACACCUCUACUGUCUUCUCCUGUGAUCCCCAAAGAAAGCGAAAUGCAAGGAACUCUCUGAUCUGCACCUAGCCGUGCCAUGAGGCCGUGCUCCUGCUAAGCAUGCUCUUAAGGAAUCAGAUUGGAAAGAUUUCCAAAGUGCUCCACCCACAUCUUCGACUUUCCUCCUGGUGAAAGAAAUCUGGAGCCAGGCUGCCAUUAUUCAACCGAGCAGCGAAUAAUGGAGCAACAGGCUGAUUGGACUCGAAGUUUUUGGAAGGAAGGUGGCAUUUGACAUCCAAGUUCCCCUGGUCUCCAAAUCUUUUGUGCAAGUAAAUUAGUUUCAUUUGUCUCAGGGCAACUUUUCCACGGUCAGCUCCUUCCAACUUGCCUGCAAAUGUCUCUCAGUGGUGCGUUUGAGGCUUGGCUGCAUCUCUUUGUCUGGAACAAAUCUUUUAUUACUAGGAAAUAGCUGGAUGAUGACUCUGGACUCUUGGUCCCUAUUCCCCUCUCAGCUGUUGGCUCAGUGUAUGUUACCUUGAUCAGUUUCAGUUUUAACCUGCCUCCCCUCCUGCCUGGUUCUCAUUAAUAUGAAUUUCCGUAGUGGACGAUGCAUUUCAUACCCACCGCCUCACCAGUCUUUGGCGAGACAGUCAGGAUUAGCACCUGUUUCUUCCAGACUCUCCCGAGAUGCAGUGGGGGAGCACUAGGCUGUUUCCUCUGCUCACCUCCCGGACUUGCGUGGCUUUCCUUUGGUCCAGUGGUCAUGCAUUCCUCCACAACCUAAAAACAUCCAGAUGAUGGGAGUAUCAUGUUGCUCAUUUCACAUGGGAAAGCCACAAGCUACCCUCCUCUUGUUCAAGUUGCAUUCAAAUCGAAUUUCCAUGGCCCGUGCAGUUGGGAGCUCCGUGUCCCUGGUGUCAGCUGUCGAAGUUUAGCAAUACGAUUUCCAAACACGGGCCACAGGCAGCCAGCAGGCACCAGACAGCUGAGUGCUGGCAGCAAAAAGCCUCAGACACCUAUAGCAGUCCAAACAGUGACUCAUCCUGCCAUUGCCAGAACAAAUAUGGGAAUAAAUGGUAUUUUUCUCUAAGCAGGAAGAAUUGUCAAAAUGCUUAUCACUUUAUAAAACAUAACAGAUUGUGCCUGUUCAUGUUUUGAAAUGUUCUAACCAUUCACUAGCUCGGUUUUUUUGUUGUUUUUUUUUUUGAGUUUAGUAAUAGCUGGGACCUGCUUUUCCUCUUUGCAGGAGGCCCGGGGGAGCCAGGGCUUUCCAAGCAGCGCUGCCCCCCGAGCUCUGGAUCCACCUGGCCGUGGUGGCCUGCGGCGACCGGCUGGAGGAGACGCUGGUCAUGCUCAAAUCGGCCGUGCUGUUCAGCCACAGGAAGAUACAGUUCCACAUCUUCACUGAGGACGCCCUGAGGCCCGAGUUCGACGAGCAGUUACGACAGUGGCCCGACUCGUAUACAAAGAAGUUUGAACACAGAAUCUACCCCAUCACAUUUUCUGUUGGAAACCCUCAGGAAUGGAAGAAAUUAUUCAAACCCUGCGCUGCCCAGAGACUCUUUCUUCCGGUGAUUUUGAAGGAUGUGGACUCACUUCUCUACGUGGACACCGACGUUCUCUUUCUGAGACCUGUCGAUGACAUCUGGAAGCUUCUGAGGCAGUUUAAUUCCACCCAGCUGGCAGCCAUGGCUCCCGAGCACGAGAUCCCCAAGAUCGGCUGGUACAGCCGCUUCGCCAGGCACCCUUUCUACGGCGCCGCGGGGGUCAACUCGGGCGUCAUGCUCAUGAACCUGACUCGCAUAAGAAGCGCCCAGUUCAAGAACAGCGUGAUUCCAACAGGCCUGGCUUGGAAGACAUGUUGUACCCUCUGUACCAAAAGUACAAGAAUGCCAUCACCUGGGAGACCAGGAUUUACUGAAUAUCAUUUUUUUCCUUCAAUCCAGAGUGUCUCUAUGUGUUCCCCUGCCAGUGGAACUACCGCCCCGACCACUGCAUGUACGGAAGCAACUGCAAAGAGGCCGAGCGGGAAGGCGUGUCCGUCCUGCAUGGCAACCGGGGCGUCUACCACGACGACAAGCAGCCCACCUUCAAAGCUCUCUACGAAGCGGUGCGGGACUUUCCCUUUCAAGACAAUCUCUUUCAAUCUAUGUACUACCCCCUUCAGCUGAAGUUUCUAGAGACCGUGCACACUUUAUGUGGGCGAAUCCCACAAGUUUUUCUGAAGCAGAUCGAGAAAACAAUGAAAAGGGCUUAUGAGAGACACGUCAUCAUCCGUGUCGGCCCCAACCAGAUGCACUGAAUAAUUUGUCUUGUUGCAAAUCAAUGGGGUGUCUUCAUGAUCAAGGAAAUAUUCAUCUUUAA